This is a messenger RNA of Mustela erminea (ermine), 961 nucleotides long. Its product is annotated as tumor protein D52-like. Gene Ontology annotation, cellular component: cytoplasm. NCBI's taxonomy places the organism in Eukaryota, Metazoa, Chordata, Mammalia, Carnivora, Mustelidae. The record is from RefSeq and is a predicted model, not a curated record. Gene Ontology annotation, biological process: B cell differentiation.
GGCGCUGCCGCGCCCGACGCCUCAGGGGGAGGGGACUUCGCGGGAGUCGCGGGCGGAGGCGAGGAGGAGCGCGGCGCGGCGGGCGGGCGGGCGGGCGGGCGAGCUUGCGAUCCGAGCGGGACCGGCAGCCGGUUGCGGAGGCGCAGAGGACGCGAGGCGGCGGGCGGGAGACAUGGACCGCGGCGAGCAAGGUCUGCUGAGAACAGAUCCAGUCCCUGAGGAAGGAGAAGAUGUUGCUGCCACGAUCGGGGCCACGGAGACCCUGUCAGAGGAAUUGCAAGAAGAGCUGAGAAGAGAACUUGCAAAGGUAGAAGAAGAAAUCCAGACUCUGUCUCAAGUGUUAGCAGCAGAGAAGCAUCUAGCAGAGAUCAAACGGAAACUUGGGAUCAACUCACUGCAGGAACUAAAACAGAACAUUGCCAAAGGCUGGCAGGACGUGACGGCAAUAUCUGCAUACAAAAAGACAUCCGAAACCUUAUCUCAGGCUGGACAGAAGGCAUCUGCUGCUUUCUCAUCUGUUGGAUCCGUCAUCACCAAAAAGCUGGAAGAUGUAAAAAACUCCCCAACUUUCAAAUCAUUUGAAGAAAAGGUUGAAAACUUAAAGUCUAAAGUAGGGGGAACCAAGCCAGCUGGCGGGGAUUUUGGAGAAGUCUUGAAUUCAACGGCGAAUGCCAGUGCUGGCGCCCCAGAGACUCUUCCAGAACAGAUGCAGGCGAACCCGUGAGGCCCUCACCUUUGUUCGGCUACCCACUGCCAGAUGCUGCAAGCAAGAUCCAAGCAUGUCUUGUCAACAUUUGUCGCCCUGAAUUUCCACCAGAUGUGCUUUCACUUAGCUUUACAUAUUCAUUUGACCAAAUAGUUUGUGGGUUGAACAAAAUAAAACUAUCUUCACCUCUGAUUCCUGGGAAAUACCCUCUAAUGUGCACUUAAGGGCCCUGAUUUAGGAAACACUAUUAUAAAA